Molecule: messenger RNA, 1926 nt
Organism: Cotesia glomerata
Lineage: Eukaryota; Metazoa; Arthropoda; Insecta; Hymenoptera; Braconidae
Exons: 1
Coding region: 1-1926 (641 amino acids)
Biological process (GO): DNA replication
Molecular function (GO): DNA-directed DNA polymerase activity; nucleotide binding; DNA binding
Source: RefSeq, a predicted model, not a curated record
AUGUUUAUAAAGUGCGGAAAUGUUUGUCCGUUUUCAGAGUGCACUACAAUAGCGUCAGCUUGCUCAAAAAUUUAUCGCCGCAAUUUUCUUAAACCCGAUACAAUAGGUAUUUUACCGGCUACAGGUACAUACAGAUGGUCUCAGAAUCAAUCAUUGAAAGCUAUUAAAUGGUUAAUUUUAAAAGAACGCGAGUACGGUUAUAGAAUUACACAAGCAGCGCGUGGUAAAGAACAACGUUUACCUUCCGGUAUAGUGGUGGAUGGUUACUUUGAAAAUUCUAGAACAGGUAAAAAAACCGUAUUACAAUUUCACGGAUGUUACUGGCAUGGGUGUCCUAAAUGUUAUAAAGUAAACCGUGAUAGAAAACUAAAUAAUAACUACCAAGAAAUAGAUAAUAUGGAUACUCGAUACGAGCGUACCAUUGCUAUAUCCGAAAGAAUUCGAAACUCGGGUUAUAAAUUAAUAGAAGAGUGGGAAUGUGAUUUUGACUUAUACUUAACCAACAAUCCUGAAACACUUAUAGAGUUACAAAAUCAUCCUUUGAUCAAUAUAGAACCCUUAAACCCACGAGAUGCUUUUUUUGGAGGUCGUACGGAAAGCUUUAUAUCAUUAUAUGAUGCAAAAGAAAAUGAAAAAAUUAAGUACGUAGAUGUUUGCUCGCUGUAUCCUUACAUUUGUAAAAUAGGUAAAUUCCCAAUAGGCCACCCUAAAAUAUAUAUAGGUGAGGAAUGUUCUGAAAUUAUAGGUCCUAACAAGGAUUUAUCGAAAUUAGAAGGGUUAGUUAAAUGCACUAUCUUACCACCGCAGAAUUUAUACCACCCAGUACUCCCUUGUAAGUUCCAUAAUAGACUUCUUUUCACUUUAUGUCGUUCUUGUGCUCAAGAAUUAAAGCAAACAAACUGUACCCAUAAAACUAAAGAUAGGUUUUUAAGAGGCACAUGGGUUGUAGAUGAGAUAAGAAAGGCCAUUCAAAAAGGAUAUAAGUUACUUAAAGUAUAUGAAAUAUGGCAUUAUAAAAUAACGCAGUACAAUCCAGAAAUAGGUAUUGGUGGAAUUUUUACAGAUGAUAUUAAUACAUUUUUAAAAAUUAAAACUGAAGCUUCUGGAUAUCCCAAAGACUGUAUUACAGACCAGCAAAAAACACAGUAUAUUGCUGCUUAUGAAAAAGCCGAUGGUAUUAAAUUAGAUAGUGAAAAAGUUGAAUUAAACCCUGGAUUACGUUCUGUAGCGAAGCUCAGCUUAAACUCUCUCUGGGGGAAAUUCGGUCAGCGCGAAAAUUUGAUGCAGACAGAAAUUGUCACGACGCGUGCACGAUUGAUGGAAAUGUUUACAGACAGUCAAAUCGAAAUUUGCGGCUUCUUACCCGUAAAUGAUAAAACAUUGUACAUAAAUUUUAUUCAUAGUAAAGACGCUCUCAAACCGUCACGUACAACGAAUGUUGUCAUAGCAGCUUAUACAACGGCUCAAGCUCGACUUAAACUAUAUAGUUACUUAGAAAAAUUAGGUAAGAGAGCGUUAUAUUGCGAUACUGAUUCAUGUAUUUAUAUUUCUUCAAAAGGUCUGUAUGAACCCCCGACAGGUAAAUUUUUAGGUGAGCUGACCGAUGAGCUAGAGAAAUAUGGUAUAGGUAGUUAUAUUACGUCAUUUGUAACAGGAGGCCCUAAAUUUUACGCUUUUACAAUACUUACACCUGACGGGUCUAUAAAAGAAGUGUGUAAGGUUAAAGGUAUAACUUUAAAUGUUUCAACCAGUCUUAAAAUUAAUUAUAAAACCGUAAAGUCUCUUGUCACAGGUGAAAGAAAAAAACCUAUUAAAAUAAAAUUUGACGCUAUACGAAGAACAUGUUUUCACGCUGUUGUUACAAAGAAAGAAAAGAAAAAACGUACCCACAAUUUAAGAAAAGAAAGUUUGAAAGUAAAUAUAUAA